Messenger RNA from Colletotrichum siamense, 3003 nucleotides. RefSeq names its product UBP9-binding protein bun107 (gene bun107). Bases 1 to 3003 code for a protein of 1000 amino acids. Gene Ontology annotation, molecular function: ubiquitin binding. The transcript has 6 exons. Lineage: Eukaryota; Fungi; Ascomycota; Sordariomycetes; Glomerellales; Glomerellaceae. The record is from RefSeq and is a predicted model, not a curated record. Gene Ontology annotation, biological process: double-strand break repair via homologous recombination; protein deubiquitination.
AUGGCCAAGAAGGCGCGCCAGAGGAUCAGCUACGACGUCCCGGUAGUCCUCGAGCUCCCAGCUGGCUCCCAGGGCGGCGGCCACAGACUCGGCGUCAACGGCCUCGCUGUCGACAAGGACAAUGGCAUUCUAUACUCCGGCGCCCGCGACGGCGUCGUCUGCGCGUGGGACCUCGGCCUCGACCUGAAGGGCGGCGCAUCCCCGCCCGAGAAGAAGCCCAAGACCACCUUUCGCUCCCAGACCCAGGCGCAUAUGUCCUGGAUCAACGACAUUGUCCUCGCAAACAAUAAUUCCGCCGUCGUCACUGCCUCCAACGACCUGACCGUCAAGGUAUGGCGUCCACAUUCCGAAACGAACGAUAACGCGGCCAAGAUCGGCGAGCAUGCCGACUAUGUCAAGUGUGUUGCUACACCCCCAGGCGGUUCAGUCAACUGGGUUGCCUCGGGCGGUUUCGACCGCAAGAUUUAUCUGUGGGAUCUCAACGGCGGUGGAAAGACUCUCGAGAUUGAUACCAAGGGGGAUGAAGUCGCUGAGAAGGGUUCUAUCUACGCUCUGAGUGUCGGCCACCACAUUAUGGCCAACGGCGGACCCGAGUCGGUCGUGCGCCUUUGGGACCCCCGAUCUGGCCAUAGAGUUACCAAAUUUGUCGGUCAUACGGGCACUAUUCGUGGCAUCUUGCUCAACGAGGCCGGCGACAAGGUCCUGACUGCCAGUUCUGACCAUACCAUCAAGCUGUGGAGUGUCACGGCCGGUCGUUGCAUGUACACGUUCACAAUGCAUGAGGACAGCGUCUGGUCACUCUUCUCAGACGACCCUGAGCUGGGUACCUUCUACAGCAGUGAUCGCGCUGGCUUCGUCGUCAAGACGGACGUGCGGGGAAGUUUCGAGGACAUUGACGAGGGCCUUUCGGUUGCUGUCGCGCACGAGUCUCACUCUAUCAGCAAAGUCGUCGCUGCGGGAGACUACAUCUGGACGGCGACAAAUACCUCAUCCAUCAACAGGUGGUCUAAUGUUGAUACUGGCCCAGAUCUGCAACUCCCUGAGGCAUUCAGACGGCAGAGGGCCGCUUCGACGGCUUCGAGACCCAGGCAACCUUCGAGCCCGCCUCCAGCGGAUGCCUCAAAGAAGGAAAUUUCGCCAAGGUCGAUUUUGAGAAUCUCCAAUACGGCAGCUUUCCCUAUUCCGACCAAUCCUCCCCCCGAGACCGUUCCUGUGGCAGGCGCAAAUGCUCCGCAGGGAACGGAGCCCAUACCCAUUAACCAGAACCCCGAAGAGACUAUCGAGGGUCAAUUCGGACUAGUCAAGCAUAAGCUAUUAAACGAUAGGAGAAGAGUCUUGACGCUGGAUACGGCAGGCGAUGUUCUUCUCUGGGACCUGAUAAAGUGCGAGCCUAUUCAAAGCUUUGGCAAAAGACAUCUUGAAGAUGUCGAACCUGAGAUUAAUACUACGGAGGCAGUUGCACCGUGGUGUUCCAUUGACAUCAGCUCCGGUAGUCUUACGGUUGUCUUGGAACCAUAUAAUUGCUUUGACGCUGAGAUGUACGCGGAUGAGCUGACUUUGGAGGAGCCUAUCGAAUUCCGAGAAGACCAGAGAAUUAACCUUGGUAAAUGGGUCCUCAGAUAUCUCUUUGCUGGCUUGAUCGACGAAGAGAUCAAGCGUGACGAGGCGUAUCGUCAAACUCUCAACGAGGUGGUAGAACGUAAGCUGGCAGCAAGCCGUGCCAACCCGCCAUCGUCAAUAGCCAUUCCCACUGGCUCUCCAACGUGGGAUGAGAACACGGGCACUCCCCGAGCAAAUGGCUUGCAGUACCCGAUGACUCCCGGCAUGGCUAUCGGCCUUGCUACACCUGGCGCAGGGGGUAAGCUUCAGGAUGUUCCCGAAGGAGUUGCAACCCCUGCUAGCCCCCUCGACAAGAAGUCAUCCCAGUUCAGCCGUCCGUCUACGGAGAAAGAAGACUACUUCACUAGUGCUAUUGGCCCCAUAGAAGGUGCUUCAAAGCCUACCGCGGCGCCAGCCACGCCUGCGACAGAACAACCGCCUGCUGCCGAUUCCAAGUCCGACGCAGAUUCGAAAGAGAAGGGAAAAGACAAGGAUAAGAAGGACGAGAAGGACAAAGAGAAGGAUGCUAAUGGAAAGGGCCCCAGUACGCCGUUUGGCAAGAAAUUCCGCAUGGGGAUGGGGAUGUCGUUCGGAAGCAAGAAGAUUGGACGUUCGGCUUCUACAACAGCGCCAGAGAAGCCUGCUGUCGUUGACGAGAAGGCAGAGGAGUCUGAAGCAUCGUCGACACACGAGAAGGAGGUUGACGACAGUUUCUUGGGGGCUAUCCAGAAGAUCCGCAACGAUUACGACAAGUCCUUAACCGAGAACCCGGACAAGCUCAUCGAGACCAAGAUUACGCCAAGCCUGCCCAAUGACACGCCUGUGUUGAAGCUGCCUCCCGGAACGAAAGUCGUCCUUCAGGAGGAGACGACCGGUGGCAGCGCCAACAUCUACCAAGGAACCGUAGAAACGAUUGGUCAAGGGACUGACCUCUUUGAGGAGCGGGGGCCGAUGUGGCUCGGCGAGGUUUUGCUUCAAAAUCAGAUUCCACCAAAGGAGCCUGUGAAGGUUUCCUUCGUCUUGCAGCCGUGGCAAAACAGCCUGCCGGAUAUUGCGUCCACGGACGGCAACAACCGCCUUAACGCCAACAGGAUGCUCCGCGUGAAGAAGAUCCUGGCAUAUGUCGCUGAACGCAUCGAGACACCUGUCGAGAACCCCGAGCCAGACGCUCUCAUGCCGCAUGAAUACUUGGAGCUUUACUGCAAUGACCAGUUGUUACCUAUUACCAUGACCCUCGCAACCCUCCGCGCUCAUAUCUGGAAAGGGAGCAGCGAUGUCCAGCUUUACUACAAGGCGAACGGGCGCAAGGAGAUUCCCAACCCGCCACCUGAGCCUGCUGCAGCCCCUGAACCCGAGCCAGCCCCCUCGCAGGGCACUGAGACGCCUCCGAAUGCGACAGCUUAG